AGUGAUCUCUGUUGCCCGCCGUCGUCCGCACCGUCGUCGACCCCGUUGCUUCCAAGCCCUCCGUCGCCUCGGUCCUCACCAGCACUCCCACCCUCGUGCUCACCCCGCCCCUCGUCGCAGCUCGCGCACCCCUCCCACUCGCUUUAGUAGUAAAGCUCCUUGAAGUGAUAUAUUCGUACCAUGUCUUCCUCAUACAGCGACGACAUCGUGCCCGGUGACAUCGUCGCCGUCUCUCACCAGUCUGGGAGGAAAGAGGGCCUUGUCAUAGGCUCGCACAUCGACUAUGCUGGCCGUCAGAUCGUCGAGGUCCAGCUCGAGCCCGGCGAAGUCUACCACGCAUGGUACCCCACGGUGACGCGUGUCCGCCGCACGGUCUCGUACCUCCCCAGCCCGCAGCGCAAGCGUACGAUCGAGCGCACCAUCUACUGGUGAUCGUCCUCGCCUCCAUCGCUCGCAUUGUAUUAUCUUGUCGCCGCGGCACCAGGGUCGGCGCACAUCAGGAACCUUUCUAUGAACCAUUGACGAUCGCACGAAAUCAUUGUCCAUUGCUAGCUGCCUCUCACGUCGUCCUCUCGUCAUGUCCCCAGCGGGCAUGUCACAUUGUAGAUGUAGUUCUUGGAUCCAAGUGCGUCCUGUGACAUAGCUAGCUAGGAUGGGGUUCGUUGCUAUUCUCUUACGGCUCUCGUGCGCCCCCACAUAUGUAUGUAGAUACACGCGUUACUAUCAUCGCUUCAUGGAACCGCAAUCGUGUUUGGC
Messenger RNA from Dichomitus squalens LYAD-421 SS1, 756 nucleotides. RefSeq lists its product as uncharacterized. The transcript is spliced from 4 exons. The record is from RefSeq and is a predicted model, not a curated record. NCBI's taxonomy places the organism in Eukaryota, Fungi, Basidiomycota, Agaricomycetes, Polyporales, Polyporaceae. Bases 181 to 432 code for a protein of 83 amino acids.